This is a messenger RNA of Polyodon spathula (Mississippi paddlefish), 1508 nucleotides long. RefSeq names its product N-terminal EF-hand calcium-binding protein 1-like. Gene Ontology annotation, molecular function: calcium ion binding. The record is from RefSeq and is a predicted model, not a curated record. The coding region runs from base 22 to 1068 and encodes 348 amino acids. Gene Ontology annotation, biological process: regulation of amyloid precursor protein biosynthetic process. Gene Ontology annotation, cellular component: cytoplasm. Lineage: Eukaryota; Metazoa; Chordata; Actinopteri; Acipenseriformes; Polyodontidae. The transcript has 13 exons.
GCUUUUUUUUUGGUAGAAGACAUGGAUUUCUCAGAAGAAGAUAAAUCUUUUUCAAAAGAAGCAAGCUCGCCACUGGAACUGAAGAAAGGAAUGUCAAUCUUUAUUGAUAUCUUGAGAAGAGCAGAUAAAAAUGAUGAUGGCAAGCUCUCCUUUGAUGAAUUCAGAGCCUACUUUUCCGAUGGAGUCCUCAUUGGUGAUGAACUACAGGAGCUUUUUCACACCAUUGAUACUCACAAGACAGACAAUCUGGAUACAGAUGAACUAUGUGAAUAUUUUUCCCAACACCUUGGAGAGUAUCAUAAUGUCCUGGGUGCCCUGGAAGAUUUGAACAUCUCAAUACUGAAGGCAAUGGAUAAAACCAAAAAAGACUACCAAGAGGCCUCCCACCUGGAACAGUUUGUGACUCGCUUUCUUCUGAAAGAAACAGCCAAUCAGCUGCAGUCUCUGCAGAGCUCAUUGGAGUGCGCCAUGGAGACCACAGCAGAACAAACUCGGCAGGAAAGACAAGGGCCAGUGAAGCCUGAGGUGCUGUCAAUUCAGUGGUCUGGAAAACGAUCUAAUCGAAGGCUUCAAAGGAAUAACAGCUUAUCUCCAAACAACCCACAUUUCAACAUUGUCAACUCAGGCCUUCCUGAGGAGGAUAGCCAGUGGAUCUCUCAAAUAAACAGGCUACAGAAACUGAUUGACAGGUUAGAAAAGAAGGAACUAAAACUAGAGCCAGUCGAAGAAGAAGUUUUAGAUGGAAGCACCAAAUCUCACAUCCUGAUAGUGCAGCGGCAGUUAAGUGUGCUUGAGGAGGAGCUGGAGGAGUUCCGGCUGGCCCUGAGACAAUAUAUCGAGUCUGCUACCUCACAGACAGGGUGCUUGCACAUUGCUGUACAGAAGCUAUCGAAUGAAUCCCGUUUUAUACUUUAUGAAUUCUGGGAGCACAGCAAUGUCUGGAAAAACCACCUUCAAACUAACUACAGCAAGACCUUCCAGCGCAGUAAUGUGGAUUUCUUGGAGACCCCUGAGAUUAUGACAACGAUGCUUGUCCCAGCUUCAUGGUGGGUCCUAAACAACAACUAAGAGAUACAAACUUGUGCAAACACAGAGAACAUGUGCAGUAAACUUCUAGAAGUAGGAAGCAGUCAUAGUAGUAAUUUCCGUCUGUGAGAACCAGCCUCCUGCUACUGUAAUUGUAUCAGUGUUCAUUGUACAGCAUUAUCUUGUUUUAUGGAUGUUGUGUAUUGAAACAAAACCAAUGGUGUGUUAGUGAAAAUGUGUUAACCCAUUUACCCCCAUGUUAUAUGACUAUGUAAUGUGCACAGUAUGUUCUUUAGUACCGUGUUAAUACCUGUAGUGUUCUGUAUAACAAUAAUGUACUAAACUGGCCAUGUGAUGUAACGUAAUUAAAUAUUUUGUCUAAAACAAUGUCUGAAAAGAUUAUUUCAUCCAACAAUUUUUUGGGGAUAAUUAUUUGUUGAACACAUCUAUCCAUAAUAAACUUAUGGUAAACCUUGGUUCUU